Nannizzia gypsea CBS 118893 is the source of this 564-nucleotide messenger RNA. RefSeq lists its product as hypothetical. Lineage: Eukaryota; Fungi; Ascomycota; Eurotiomycetes; Onygenales; Arthrodermataceae. Bases 1 to 564 code for a protein of 187 amino acids. The transcript is spliced from 5 exons. The record is from RefSeq and is a predicted model, not a curated record.
AUGGGAAAGAAGAGAAGCUAUACGAACUUCGAUAUGAAUAAGCAGCCCCAAUGUCUAUCCGAAAUGCUCCUCGAAAGUUUACGGGAUUUAGAAGUUAAAUACCCAUUAAUAAUGUAUAUCAACGAUGCUGAAGAUCAUACACUUAGAGACAAUGAGCGCGGAAUACCGCAAAAGUCACUAUACUACGUUAUCCUUUGUAACUCCGGAUACGCGUUGGAUGGUUGGAUAAACCGAUUACCCUACAAUUUUUCUGCAGUGAAAUGCAUGAACCUGAGUCAGCCUCCUUACAUCCGUCCUCGUGUUGGUUUUGAUAGAGCUUCGCCCAAUAGGCUUAUACCUACACGCUCAAAAUUUAUGAACCAGUACUCCGUGUAUGAUUCAGCAUACAGCAUAUGCAUUGCAUUGCAUCACAUAUCUCUGUAUCAGACUAGGGAGCUCAGGUCUCUAGCUGGCAUGGCCCUAGUGAAUAUCGGAAGAGUACCGCACCAUGCGUAUGACGAUCUCAAAGAUGGCUUUUUGCCCAAAAAUCGGGUUGACAACACGAAGCUUAUGACAAACGCAUGA